CUGGUGUCACGUGACUAGCCGCCGGCUGGCUCCGCCGCCGCCGGGGCGCAGCAUGGCCCGGGAGCCGGUGCCGUGCGCCGUGCGGGCGGCCGUGGCGCUGCAGGCGGGGGACGUGCAGACAGACCUGGCCCUGCCCGGCGUGGCCGUCAUCGACGUGGCCUUUCCGCAGGCCGGGGCCGUGGGCUUGCAGGAGAUUGUAUUUAAAAAUUUCUACACGGCUUUCCUGACCAUCCGGGUGCAGCGUCGCAGCCCUGCGGAUGUGGCUGGUGAGGGCCCCAGGAAGUGGGUCACUUGCUUGCGGAAUUACUGCCUCAUGCCCAACCCGCACACAGAGGAGGGUUCUCAAGAUUACUUCUCUGUCUUCAGGCACCAGAUGCUUUGUGAUGUUGAUGAGGUCAUGGCAAUACGUAUGAUUUUGCGACAGCCCUCACCAGUCUGGCUGCACUUCACCAUUGAGGAGUUGCAGAUCUACCCUCGUGGCCAGGAGAGCCCCCAUAAAGACUUUCCAUCUUGGCUUUCCCAUCUCACCUCUCGGGAGCAGCCAGCAAACCUGCAUGGGAAUGGUGGUACUUUGUGCUGGGGAAAGUGACUGUCCAAGGGGCAGACCAAGCCUACCGGACUGGGGAGACCAUUCAGAACUCACCACAACAGGGAAAAGGAGUGCAAUCAACCUGUGCAGGCCCCUCCACUGGACUGCUGAGCCCUCUCUGGCAAGCUGGGAUAUAGUGCUCUUCUAACACAUGAAGUAUGUCCAAGGAUGGACAAUAGCUCCCUCCUCCAGGUUAGACUCUCAGAGAUCUCUUUACUGCACUGAAGUUUUCUGAUUGCUCCAGUCAUUCAAUCACCCUUCUUCUAGGCUUAUGCAGGGCAUGAUGCAAUGGCACUUCCUCCACCCUGUCACCUCAUCCCAAGGGAACAGAGCAGGGAGGUCUCUGCAACAUAGAAUAUUAAUGCUCAGGGAGCAUGUGCAGGGGUUGAUAUCUCAGAGGGGAAACUGGAGACAAUAGAGCUAGGUAGUCAGAAAAAUAGAACUAAGCAGAGAGAUCUGGGUGCAGUGCAGCCCAGAGAGGUGGCUGGUUAUGAUUCUCAAGGAUCAAGUGAAGGACAGGGCAAGCAGGGAAUGGGGCUGAUCCUGCCAGCACUACAGUACCCGAGUGAUCUUCCUUGGAAUGAGUGGAAUAACCCAUGUGAACAAGGAUUCACCAGGUUGCAGCUCAAAGGGGUGAUCUAAGAGAACCCUGUUGUAUGUGUAUGGGGAUGGCAGAGCAACCAUGCAUGGCAUGGAGAUAUCCUGUUCCCUCCUGCACUGCAUGACUGGGUGAGGUCUUAGAAUAGAGUAACCCUUGUUUUUGAACCCAGCAGGGGUUUCUGGAGCAAGUGCAGGGUAGGGUGUCUGUUUUAGAAAGGCUGAGGAAUGGAACCUGGUGUCGCCAGCAAGGCUGAGCGUUCAGCUCAGAGAUUACAGAGCAGAUGACAGACUCCAUUUGGAUAUCAUGGUGUGGAAUUCCACAGGUUGUCCAAGUUGGGAUGUGAGCAGUAGUAAAUGACCACUGUAUGCAACCAACACAAGUCAUUAUUAUCUGGAAAAAUGUUUGAAUUGCCUCUCAUAUGAAAUGUAUCUCUCAUUAUUUGGACAGUUUUACAGACAGCAAAAGGUGAAACAGCCAAAUGCAUUGUUACAAAUGGUUUUCCUGGCCUUUGCAGGCAGAUGUGUGCAAAGAAUGACGAGCAGGGAAUGGCUUCAGCAGAGCAAGCCAAACGGACACAGAGUGGCGGGGGAGGGAAGGAGUGUCGCAGGGCUGGACACGGUGUGGCGGCUCCCUCUUCCCUGCCUACCUCCACCUCCUUUCCCCAGAGCAGUGGGGCUUGCAACCAUCGCCUCCCUGCCUGAGGUGCUGGUGGCAGCAGAGGCUCCCUCCCACUGCCUGCCUCCACAUCCUUCUCCAGAACAGCAGGGCUUCCAACCGCCUGGCUCCCUCUCCCCCACCCGCCUCCGCCUCCUCCCCUGAAGCAACCACAACCACCUUCCUGCUUGAGGUGGCGGUGGUGGCAUCGGCUCCCUCCCCCUGCCAGCCUCUGCCUCCUCUGGCAGUUGCAAGCAGCAGGGCAGCCAAUCGCCACCAGCCCUCUCGGUGGCACAUGCACAGUUGCCCAAAAGCAUUAUGCACAGACAGACAGACUAAGCCCUUUAUUAUAUUAUAAUAUUGCAGUAGGGCCUAGAGCGAGGGCUGGCAAUGUGUAGCCCAUGGGCCAGAGAGAGCCCACAGAGCUACUGAAUCUGGCCUGCUAAGCUGGAAGGAUUUGCCUGUGCCCACACCCAUGCUGGGGCUGGGUAGCUGGAAGCUGUGUCCAUGUCACUGCCAUUUUCCCCUGACCCUUGCUCUCCAGCGGCAGCUCAGGUUCUAGCCAUUUGGGAAUUGAGCUGGCUGAGGCUGGGUGCCUUCUAGCUGUGCCCAUGCUGCAGUCUUGGGGGGUGGGGGUGGAGAUGUGGGAUGACAGGGAGAAGUGGCAGCAGCAUAGGUGCAGUUUCAAGUUCCCCUCAGCUGGAAGGUGCUUACAGUCUAGCCAGGGAGCAGGGGACUGGGAAAAGUGGUGCCAGUGCAGCUUCCAGCUGUCUUGCCCUGGCACAGGCACAGGAAACCCCCCUUGCUACUGACAUGCCACCAAAGCCACCUAGUUUGCACCAGAUUGGAGCCAGGUUAUUCUGGCCCACAGCCUGAAAAGGUUGCUGGCCCCCUUCACCAGAAGCUUUGUUGUAUAUCAAGGCUGCAGUACUCUGGGUCCAAUGCAAACAGUUGGUGACAGCCCCUGUGCCAAAGAGCUUACAGCCCUGGGUUUGAGCAGGAUAAUUUGUCUUUGUGCUGCCCAGGACUGGGGAGGGGCAGUGCCUAUUGAAGGAUCGGGUGGUGAUUCUCUAAGCUGCAGUAGGGAGGUUCUUCUCUUGGUAACCGCUGCUUGU
This is a messenger RNA of Alligator mississippiensis (American alligator), 2959 nucleotides long. RefSeq names its product nicolin 1, tubulin polyglutamylase complex subunit (gene NICN1). The transcript is spliced from 5 exons. The record is from RefSeq and is a predicted model, not a curated record. Lineage: Eukaryota; Metazoa; Chordata; Crocodylia; Alligatoridae. Gene Ontology annotation, cellular component: nucleoplasm. The coding region runs from base 53 to 589 and encodes 178 amino acids.